Molecule: messenger RNA, 1251 nt
Organism: Penicillium malachiteum
Lineage: Eukaryota; Fungi; Ascomycota; Eurotiomycetes; Eurotiales; Aspergillaceae
Product: lytic polysaccharide monooxygenase AA11 family protein
Exons: 1
Coding region: 1-1251 (416 amino acids)
Source: RefSeq, a predicted model, not a curated record
AUGUACACCAAAUCAAUCCUUAUUGGCCUGCUGGGUGCCUCUAUGGCCCAUGCCCACAUGAUCAUGACGAAGCCUGUUCCUUACGGCAAAGACACGCUCAACAAUUCCCCUCUGGCUGCUGAUGGCAGCGAUUUCCCGUGUAAGCUACGCUCAGACACAUACCAGGUCACCGAGGAAAACGAAAUGGUUAUCGGAGAAUCUCAACCCUUGACAUUCGAGGGCAGUGCUACUCACGGUGGUGGAUCAUGUCAGAUCAGUCUUACCACCGAUCUGACGCCUUCGAAGACUACCGAAUGGCAGGUUAUUAAGUCAUUUCAGGGUGGCUGCCCAGCCAAUGUUGAGGGUAACCUCUCUGGUGGUUCCACCAUGGUCGACCCGUACACAUUCAAUUUCACCAUCCCUGACGGCAUUUCUGCCGGCAAGUACACUCUCGCCUGGACCUGGUUCAACCGCGUCGGCAACCGUGAGAUGUACAUGAACUGUGCCCCAGUGACCGUGAAGACUAGCAGUUCCUCGAAGAGAUCUGAGAACGCCGCUGUCAAGGAUAUUGAAUCUGUCGAUAAGGUCGAGAAGCGCUCUUCUAGCUUCCCGCCCAUGUUUGUUGCCAAUAUCAAUGGCUGCACUACUUCUGAGAGUGUUGACAUUCGCUUCCCUCAGCCUGGUGAUAACAUUGAAUAUCUUGGCGAGCCAUCCAAUCUGGCCCAGGCGGGUGCAGCAGCUUGCACUGGUACUCCAACUUUUGCUACUGCUGGUGACUCCGCUACUGGUACCAACUCUGAAUCCAGCUCUAGCUCUAGCUCUAGCUCUAGCUCAUCCGGUUCUGGUUCUGGUUCUGGUUCGGGCUCGGCUUCAGGCUCGGGAACAACUUCUGCGCCAUCAUACAGCGCCCCGACCUCAAGCGAGGCCCCUGAACCCGCUCAGCCUUCUAGCUCCUCCACGGCUCAACAGUAUGCACCAACGCCCACUGCCUCGGCUGCCUCUCCCGCAAGCCCUUCCUCAUCCUCAACCAGCUCCAGCUCUGGUACCCUCAGCGGCUCAUGCAGCACAGAGGGUGAGUGGAAUUGUAUCGCCGGCACGUCAUUCCAGCGUUGCGCCAGUGGCACCUGGUCUGUCGCUCAGCAAAUGGCAUCUGGCACCAAAUGCACCUCAGGUACGAGCUCAGAGUUGUCUGUCGUCGCUAGUCGACGAGCUCGUGCCAUCUCUGAGUUGCGCUUCCGCAAACGAAAUAUCGGUGAAUCUCACCACGCUUAG